Messenger RNA from Phytomonas sp. Hart1, 3951 nucleotides. NCBI's taxonomy places the organism in Eukaryota, Euglenozoa, Kinetoplastea, Trypanosomatida, Trypanosomatidae. The record is from the annotation of a GenBank genome assembly.
AUGUUAAAAAGACAUACUGAUGACUGCUUUGAUAAAUCUUUUAUUAUUCUUUUUAUGUGGACUGUAUGUUUUCGUGUGGCAUUAACGAUUGUAGUGAAUCUCAUCCUAGCAUUCUUCCCUGCAUGUAGUUCGGCCCUGUUAUCCUGGGCACACGCAGUGUGGCUUCAACCAUUACUAGGGGUUGUGAUUCCCGUAAAGAAUGAAAAAUGGAUUCCUACAUUAGCGCUUCGGUUGCUGCCCUCCUCGCUCAUUGUUGCUCUGGGAGGACUUUAUCGAUGUUCCAUUCUAAGAGUUAGUUCCAAUACUUACAAAAAUAAAAAGCAAGAGCUUGUGGUACGAAACAAUACAAGCUCAUUUUUCACACAUCAGCUGCUUCAUACUCUCUGGCUAUGCAGCUUUGUAAUCACUGCCCUUUUUCUACCUUCAUGUCUUUCUGCCUUACUGCUCAUUGCCACACCCCUGGCUCUUAUCAAACAGACUCUUCCAGGGCUGUUGGAGUCGAAUCACUAUCAACCGUCGAAAGAACUCUACUUAAACAUUCAACUUUAUUAUCUACAAUGUGCUCUAGUAUUUGUAUUGAUUGUCAUAGGUGUUUCUGAAAACGAUGAGGUGUUUUGGAUGCUCCAGAAGCUUCUUGGGGACUCUAACAUCUCCUUUAUCGGCCUUUUUCGUGUUUCCAAAACUGGAGGAGGAAUUCUUUGGUGGCACAUCGCGCACUUUCUAGGGAUGAUAGUUUGUGCAUGGUUCACAGAGGCUCUUAUUGCCAAAAGGCAUAGCUAUACGUGUGAGGUGCAGGAAAUCCUACUCCAAAAUGCGCCACACCUAGCAGCGUCCGAUGAGACCCAUGAUGGAUCUCAACCACCCUUAUCAUCCUUUAUUUUACUAUUCAAGUCUUUAGUAUGGCGUGCUCAACUGUUUGUAGGAUGCAGUGUGUGCAAUACGGCCUUUUUCCCUAGCCUUCCUUCCGUUAGUUUGGUUUUUAUCAGCUUUUUCAGCUCUCAGGGAUUAGGAUUAACAACGGAGAAGGGAACUUCGUCGAGUGUCUUUACCGCCCUGCACGUGACCACGAUUUUUACUGCCUCUGUAAUGGUUCUAAUACAGUAUAUCCUUAAUGCUGCCACCCGUUCUUUAUUAUUUCCCAUCGAUCACUGGGUGGUGAAAAUUUUCAUAAGUGAUGCGAAUAACAAGGCUUUGUGUGUAAUGCAGUUCACAAUAAAUGUCAUGUUGUUGGUGUGGCUGGUCGUACUUUCACAUCGGUCGACGAAACCCCUAUCCAACCCUACCCCUGCGGCCCUUCACGCAACCAAAGAUACGGAGCCGGUAUCCAGUGAGCCCGACGUUGGGUUCGCCCCGGACCACCCCGAUGACCUCCUGGUGCGAUCCCCCACGGCCUCCUGCUCAAGUGUGGCAACCCUUCCACCUGAACCCCGCGCGCCCCGGCUCCGCCACCCCCCCCACAAGGGCGCUCCCUCUCGUCCCACACCCGUGUGGAAGGCCUCCUUACCCUCCAUCGCGCGCCUGCUCGGGCUGGGUGGCCUCCUUGGCCUUGUGGUUUACCACAGCCUGCAACAGGGCGGGCUGGACCUCCUGCACGGGGCUCUUCUCUGGACGGUCCUCGGCCUUGGGAGGGGGGGAGAGGGGGGGGAUUCCCUCGAUGGCCCUGUCCCUUUGUUCUGUGUCAACGCGGUCACGGGGGUGGUGCUGCUGUCACAGAUCCUGCCCAGCUUGGAGGACCCCAACGCGUGUGUGGGGUCCACCGCGCUGAGGUUCACCACCCUAGGGCUGCGCAGGCUGACAAGCCGCUGGGAGGCCCUCCCUUAUCUCACCUCCGGGCUACUUCUCCGGGCCUUGGGCCGCCCAACCCCCGGGCAUCCAAAUUGGGCAAAGUGGACCCCCUGGGGAGGGCCGUGGAUUUUGGUCGGGAUGGGGCUAUCCAUGUGGAUGAAACUGUACGCCCCGCGAGGGGUCUUUCACCACCUCGCGUUUCUGCUUAAUUUGGGGGUGGGAAUUGCCUUUGCGAUGGUGCAAAAAGACGCGGCGCGGUGGGUGAUUCGAUUAGCCACGAUCCACGCCGUGGUGGCGUGUGGGAUGACCACUAUCGCAUCGACACUACAACUGCGGGAGGUGGUGAUUGGGGUUGUAAUGAGGAAUUUACCGGAUUGCCAAACGGAGGAGCUUGCGCGAGGGUGUGUUCGCGAGCUUCUGGGCUUUCCGGCGACCCCCGUGGUGAACGAUGCGGAAGAAGGCGUCGGGUUAGCGCUCGGGAUCUUGCACUGGGGAAUUCUGCUGCUGCUGCUUCGGCUGAAAAUUGCCCCGGCGUGUGAAUCCCUCAACGAAGACGACCGCAAUGAGGACUAUGAGAGUGCUUGGGUGUUAAACUUCCUAACCCCCGAUGAGGAGAGAUUUCCUCAUGCUCAACCAUGGUCAAUAAGUUUUUUUUUCGAAAACGCGCUUCACCCCAAUGGCGGUCUUCGGGUGCUAGCUUUGGUGAGCAUCGUGUUAGGCCAAGCCGCGCUCGGGAUCGCCGCGCUACGACACCCGAGUUUGCUAAACGCGGGGUAUGGGAUAUUUCUCCUGAUGGAUGGCCUGUCAUCCCCUUUUUUACCUCUUUAUAUGGGGCUCCACGCGAGUCUGUGGGGGAUCUAUCAACUGCGUUGGGUUCCAACAAUUACGACCAUCAUCCCUGGUCUUUUUACAUGGGGGGAGGGGGUUCGUCUAGAAACCUUCCUAGGGCUUUGGAAGCUUUCCGGGAGUCCUCCGUGGGGUCCAACGGAGGAAGUGUGGAUUUUCUUUUUUUUAGCCCUGGGCAUGAUGCUGUACCACGCCACCUGGCCUUUUCUCCCCUCUCACUUCCUUCACUACUACCAGGACAGCUACUACACCCCGCGAUGGUGGGGAUUUCUCUCCGUCCAGCUUCUGCCAAGCCUCGGUUUUGAGCUCCUGGCUUUGGUCCUUCUUCUGGCCCUGCAUUUGACCAUUUCCUCGGGCCUGGCGAUCGGGUUCGCGGUGGGGGUCGGGCUGAUCUGCGUGGCAGGCCGCUCGAGACUCGCGCGGCGGCCCUCCUGGCUCUGCGCACUGCGGCUUCUACUGACCUUGACUUUUCUCUGGAUGGCCGCAGUGAGGUUCGGACAGGCCAUACAGACAAAACGCGAGGCUACAAGAGAGGAUUCCCGCGUGAGGUGGGAAGAAUGGGGUUGGGGGAACUGCGGGGGGGGAGGCGCCGCGCUGAGCUGCUGGGCCUGCGUGGUCGCCCUUCUGAAUUACCGCCGCGUGGUCCCCAUAGUGGAGCAUCGGCUGAACCUCGAUGCGAUGCACCAUGGAGGUCAUGAUAACCUCUUCGAUCUCCUUCAAGUGCAGCGGGUUCGGGAUCUUUUUCGGCUCCCGCGCGAGGAAUUCGAACGGAUCGUUCCUGACUUUCUGUACCAAGCGAGCUGCGUCUCGCGAUUGAUGAAGCCCAUUAUCUCCACGUUCGACUCCCUCUACCCGCUGCUGAUCUGCUCCUGUGUGCUCGUAAUCACCUCGACUUCUCUUUUAACUAUUGCGGUCACGCUGGGCACCCUCUUAUAUGUCUGGAAUUUGCAGUCGAUUCAUCUCUCGUUAUUUAUGAAUUGGCGUAAAAUAGCCCCUUUAAGCGGUCUCCCUCUCCUUAUUUCGCUGCUGUCUAAUGUUCCAGGGGUGAAAAUGUGGUGGGCGGCGCACACCCCUCACUUAGGAGUUUUACUGGGGUUUCUCGAACGUUCGCCAGAUGCCAUCCGGCCUGUAAGCUUUGCGAUCUCGCACGUCAUCCUGCUCUUUUGUGUAAUCUUGCAAACAAAGGUGUAUAAUGAAUACCAGUAUAGCUCUAUUCUGAGGAAACUUCACGCUGACGCAUGGAGUCGCUCGGAGAAAUGCAAACCACCAAAGGAGUCACCAAACAGCAUCCCCAUAAAUAUUAAUAAAAAGAGAAAUUAA